GAAUUAAUUACAUAUCUAAUGGUUAAUGCAUUGGACCUAAGUGACGUCUUGCCUGGUGAAAUUUCGUCCAGUGAGAGAUACCGGGCAGCCGUUGCCCUUGACUUCUUGAACUCUUUGAGUCCCGAAGAAACCUGUGGUAUCGGGGCCUGGUGCCAUGAUACAGAUAUGUUAGUGACACCUAAAAGGAACCCCAUGGAGCACCAGUUUCUAAUUGGAACUUACCUCAAAAUAACUUCCAGAUUGGAUGACUCCGGAAUCCUCACAACUUCAGGGAUAAGCCACAGCGACGACGAAGAGCCCAUAAAUGAAAACGCAGAAGAGGUCAUUCCUUCCCAAACAUUUACGUCAGUGAUGGAUCUUUCUGCGGAAUCCGUAGGAGAGGAUAAGAGGAAUGACCAUCAGGACGCUUGUAGUCUGUCAGAGGAUGACGACUUGAUGCGUAGAGCAGUUGAUGUGGCAAAUCAAAUCGAAAACACCCUUAAUAGCGAAACAGAACGGGAAAAACGGUCGUUCCUGGACCUCACACUUCGAAGCAGAGAGGUAAACAUUCCUGCAGACCUCAACCGCCACCAGCAGCAGGCCCUUAAGAGGGCCAUCACCCUCUUCGGCACCCCUAGCGUAGAAAAUUGGGGGAUCUACGUGAACGACAUAAUUAGAGGAUUCACCAGGGACUACAAGCACUGCAAUCCGGACAGAGUAAAGGCAAUGGCCUUUGGGGUAAUAAACGAAAAGCCAAAGAAGAUUUUCCUAUCUAUUUACAGCCCCAUUUACACUCUUCGUGAACUACAGAAGGCUGAGAAAGAGUAUGGUUACUUUGUGAAGAGAAGCUCUUCCCCAGAAACCUGCCACUUCGUCUUCGGAUACCACCAGAUAACUAGGACAAUAGUCGAUGGAAGUGGAAAGUACAAGAAGUUAAGUUAAAUUAGAGCAUGUUUUAAGCAUUUGAAAUUAGUUGUGGAUGGAAGAGGAAAUUGCAACGGGUUAACUUAAAUUACAGCAUGUUUUUAACACUUGAAAUUAGUUGUGGAUUGGUUGUGUUAACAAAAGGUUAACUUAAAUUAGAGCAUGUUUUUAACAUGUGAAAUGAGUUAAAGGAAUUAAUUGCUGCUUCGCCAGUGUCCAGGCUGUCGUGCCUCGAUAGCCUAACCCUACUGCC
This is a messenger RNA of Thrips palmi, 1156 nucleotides long. RefSeq lists its product as uncharacterized. The transcript is spliced from 3 exons. The record is from RefSeq and is a predicted model, not a curated record. NCBI's taxonomy places the organism in Eukaryota, Metazoa, Arthropoda, Insecta, Thysanoptera, Thripidae. Bases 19 to 921 code for a protein of 300 amino acids.